Molecule: messenger RNA, 1155 nt
Organism: Chaetomium strumarium
Lineage: Eukaryota; Fungi; Ascomycota; Sordariomycetes; Sordariales; Chaetomiaceae
Exons: 3
Coding region: 1-1155 (384 amino acids)
Biological process (GO): protein N-linked glycosylation
Cellular component (GO): Golgi membrane
Molecular function (GO): glycosyltransferase activity
Source: RefSeq, a predicted model, not a curated record
AUGGCGCUCCCGGCGCUCCCUCCGAAUACGCUGCGCAUGCUCAAAAUCUGCAUUCCCAUUGCGCUUGUCUUUCUUUCCCUCGUUUAUACGUUGCAUGUCGGCUCUCUCGCCGGCCCGAUCCAGGCCAUCAAGAAUGCCGCCUCGCCCGCGGGCCGACGCGGCUUCAGCGACAUGAUUUAUACUCUCUACGAGCCCAUCAAGCUUCCAGUCACCGCUCAACACUACACCGACCAGCGGGGCCACACCUUCGACAAUGGUGGCAGGGACUACUGGAAGAAGCCCAUGGGGAAAGAUCUCCUGAUUGUGGAAAUCGAUACACGGAACCCCAGUGGUGAGAAUGAGAUAUUCAACGCCAAGAAGCUGGACUGGGAGGCCGUGAGGGCCUCGGGUUCGGGCCUGUUGACGGUGUCUCACAUCAACCACUUCAUCUACUCCCAGAUCCACGGUUAUGAUUACAAAUUCUUCCACGCGCGGAAGAUGGCAGAUCACUGGGAUACCUGGAUCAAGCCGCACGUUCUCCUGGAAGUGCUCCGCGACUACAAAUUUGUUGUCUUCAUCGACGCCGAUGCUAUCAUCCAGCACCUCGAGGUGCCCAUGGAGUUCCUGUUCAACCGGUGGAGCAUCACGCCAGACACGUCGAUCGCGAUGCCCAUCGACACGCAGCAGGUCAUGAACGACACGGGAGUCAAUAUCAGCACCGACAGCAAAGGAAACGUGGUGCUCAACAGCGGUGUGGUCGUGCUCCAGAACCUCCCAUACACCCACGAGAUGCUGCAGGCGUGGGCGGAAUGCACGACCGAAAAGAGAUACCCGGGGUGCGGGAAGUGGAAGAAUCGCUGGAGCCACGAGCAACGCGCAUUCUCCGAGUACAUCCGCUACGACUUCAACCCGUCCGGGAACAACAUUGUGGAGAUCCCCUGCAACGAUGCAAACGGAUACCCAGGACUCUUCCCCAAGGCAGGCAUCAUUGACGACUGCAAGGGCGAGUUCAUACGCCACUACACACUCAACAAACCAAGCGCCAAGGCAAGCACAGGCGACGUCCUAAUGCAAAGCAUAAGCGAGCUGCUGCAGAAGAACUUUGCGAGAAACGAGAAGGAUCUCCUCAUCGAGGAGGCAAAGGCGGAGCCAGAGCCUGAGCCGGGGGCGGAAUGA